Molecule: messenger RNA, 219 nt
Organism: Clunio marinus
Lineage: Eukaryota; Metazoa; Arthropoda; Insecta; Diptera; Chironomidae
Source: the annotation of a GenBank genome assembly
AUGAAAGAGGUUCGGCAGUUCAAAGCAUGGAGAAAAACCUGUCAUGAUGAAACAGACAAUAUCAUGCCAUUAUGCAUAAUAGAAAGAAAUAAAAAUGGAAUUCAACAUUAUUUCGAUGAUCUAAAUAGCGAGACAAAUCCUUGCAUCACAUUUUCUACCUUUAGACCAACAAGAGAUUCAUUUGCCUCUGUUUCAUAUAAGAUAUUUGAAGCAAAUUAA